Molecule: messenger RNA, 2960 nt
Organism: Amoebophrya sp. A25
Lineage: Eukaryota; Dinophyceae; Syndiniales; Amoebophryaceae
Source: the annotation of a GenBank genome assembly
GUCUGUUAUUGAGCUGAGGGAUUACGGACGUAUUACCGAGCUAUAAUCUGAAGAUGAUCAUCUAGCUGGCAUGUAUGUUAGUUGUGCUCCACCUGGUGUCGGAAUAAGAGACGUCGGGCACAUCGUGAUGUCGACGGCGUAUUAUCGCUGCAUUUCGGAAUCGGAGCAGGUUGAGCUGCGACGAGUGUAAAUUUUUGUUCGUGGCAUAAAUGAUGUACUCUCCAUCUCCUCGACGUCAGGCAUAGAUGGUCUAAUAUUGCUUUUUAUAGCCGUUUUUCACCCUCUCCCUCUGAACUCCUGCAUCCUCCAGAAAUAUAUCCCAUUCUAAUGCUGCAAAAAUAAAUCUUGUUCUGUAACUCUGCAAUAAAACCACGGUAGAUUUUAUUUUGUGAACAAAAAAUUAAACGUGAGUCAUCAUAAUUUGUUCGAAGGAUUAAGAUGAAGUUUAGAUCGCCUGCCUUGUAGUUUUUCUCCGGUUAAUCGUGGAAGUACUGAUCGAGGGCUGUUGUUGUUGCUUCCUCCUCCUCGCGCCAGCGGGUCCUCCGAGCUAGUCAGACCUGUUCGCCAUUGCGAACCAGCCAAACAUAACCGCGCGAAAAUCGGCGUCCUUUACGUACAAACUUCAUUCCAGAAUGUACUACCGAAAUAUAAUCAAUUUGGAACAUUGGUUGCAAGCAAAAACAAAAUGUCUGACCCUGACGCGAGCAAUGCGACCAACGCGACCAAUGUGACCAAUGCGACGAACGCGACCACUGCUGCAAACAUAACCGUUCAAGUUGCUACCCCAGCACCUAUAGUCGAAAGGGUCGUGAUCGUCUACCGCGAGAGUGAUGGAGGUCUAGAUCCCGUAAUCGUUGUUUUGAUAACUUUGGGCGCCAUACUGGUCGCCGCGGCAACGGGUUAUUUGAUCUAUUGGAUCUGCAACCGUAAGCGACACCCUGAAAAAGAAACUGAGGAAGAAAAUUGGGAGGACAUCUAUGGUGCACUCUUUAUUUUCAAACUACUAAACUAAAACUUGGUCAAGAAGGCGUAGAGGAACUCAAAUUCUUGAAUAUUUUCAUUUCAAGAACCAUAACGAUAACCUAGAUAUUUCCAUGUAGUCUAUGAAGUAGAAUUUCCACGAUUUCUUGGAAAAUAGAAAACAGAGUUUACAAGAACUAGAGACUCGUCACUUCUUAGAAAACAGAGUUUGUCGGAAUCAGAAAGUACGAGGUCCUCAGAAUUAGAUUGACGAGACAAAGUGCUAGGUCAAAUUAAUGCAACAUGAUUAUGACCAGGUACCAGUGCUGGGAACGAAGAGGUGGACGACUGGAAUGCGGAACCUGAACAGCCUGCUUGGAUGCCUUCAAAGGGUAGCCGGUGGCAUCCCCAGCAUAUCUCAGGUUAAGGCCAUAGAUAAUUCAUGAUCUUUUUGUCUUUGUGCAUCCUUGAAAGGCAAAGGUAUGCGCGAGUAUUCAUUCUCGUGCUAGACUCUUCAAGGAUGCAGUAGGAAGAUGAAUUCUGGAGAGCCCUAAUUAGGAGCACUUCCCUUUGGAGGAAAAGAAGCACCAACAAAUGGCGGCAAACGCAGAGGCAAGGAUCCUCCACCUGGCGGUCGUAUAAAAGGCAAUACUAUUUAAGGCAACAAGAAGAUCAAUGAAGAUGAGAAAUAUGACAUCUUGUACCUAAGUACAUAGAUUUGAUAGGCGUCGGUUUCGGAGCACCUUGAUGAAGACUUUUUCCACUUGAUGAAACACUCAACAUAUGAUCAAGGUGGUCAUAUUGCAUUGUCUUUUUGCCAACCGACGCAUUGACAUUUACUUCUCCCCCCGACUCUAUAGGUCGGCAGAAGUUCCUCUAAUAUACGCAAAAGGGCGGGAAAAUGAAGAGUCGUGCUGCACCUCUCGGCGCUUCGAGCAAAUCUGGAAACAUGAAAAAACUCGGCAGUUCUGGAAGUAAUUCAGCCUUAUUCUCUCGCGAAAAAGGGAAGAUAAAACAGGGAAAAGGAAUAAAUAGCCCGAGGGAGCAGGCGAAGAAAGGUUCGAUACAACCAGGAAAAGCUGGAGGAUCCUCGGAUCAGGGAUUCGUAACAAGAGCUUAUUCUGCAAAAGGAAUGCACAACAAGCUACUUGCGGCAGGUGGAUUCUAAAAAGCAUCAAAUGUCUCUUAUAAGGAAGUACUUAUAAUAUAUUAUGAUAAAAAAGCUCUUACUUGAUUAAAGUGUUAGAGUUUUUAGGCUAGACGGAGGAGGAGUUGAGCAGGGGUCCUCUCAAACCUAAGAAAGUACUACAUUCAUGCUUCUGCCUAGUUAUUGUUAACAUAAGGAAGUUUCAAUUUCUAGUUUUGACCGUGGAGACGUAUAAUUUGCUUCGAAGAAGCAUGUCCCGGAGAGGCAUGACAGCCAGUGUUAGCCUUUUUUUCGCACUGGGCAACGGGCUGGUUAGGGCGUUAGGGCUACUCUUUGAAAAUUGUAGUUACAGACUCAAGAAUGAGUACUUCCGCGGCCGUCAUUUAUUGUCACACUGCUGGAACUGUUUUGUCCCGCCGCUAGGCUAGUAGAACUAAUUGGGACACCUCCAUGACGAUGACUUCCGUCACCGUCAGCACUACACUCCGGAGCUCGUCUGACGGGGUGCCGCAGUUGUAUGGAACCCAGAUUGAAAGAUCCAUUUGUAGUGGUUUGCCUAUUUACUGCUGAGGAUUCACUUCUUGCUUAUUACCACAACUACUUCUUCUACGGUUCUCGGAGGUCUGGUUUGUCAUCGGUUGAUAGCAUUAGCAAUGACGAAGAAUCUCUCUACGUCACAGCGUUGCCUAUUGCUCGGGGACACUUGGCGGAUCAGCAACAUCGAAUGUGGCUGAGAAUAGACGAACAACAGUUCCUUUCGGGUGGCGAGACGAGGUCAAGAGAUGACACGAUGUCGCAGCUUACAACAAAAGUGAGCGAAUAACAACCAGGGAUGGAGGUUUUUUUAUUUGCG